Didymodactylos carnosus is the source of this 1977-nucleotide messenger RNA. The record is from the annotation of a GenBank genome assembly. Lineage: Eukaryota; Metazoa; Rotifera; Eurotatoria; Philodinida; Philodinidae.
AUGUUUUCUCGUACAGCUGUGGUCUGUCAACUUCUUCAUCAAUUUCAUCAACCAUCUCGAUCAUUUUCAAUGAAAAACUUGAAAACUUCAUUCAACAGUGAAACAGUGACAAAUAUUUUCAAAAAUAAUUGGAGAAGCUUAGCAUCAAUCACACAACCAGUUAAAAGAAAAUUUUUGGCUCGAUGGCGUCGUCGUUUUCGUAAUGCGCUCAUAGUAACCUUCGUCGUUGGUGGCUCCGUCUACGGUUAUAAACUUUAUCGUUCUCGUCAAUGGUACAAUGAAAUGCGUGAUUCUGAGCUGACUAUUGGACAAAAACCUCGUGUCGUUGUGUUAGGCACAGGAUGGGGAGCUGUACCUCUUUUAAAACACAUCGAUACGUCAAAAUAUGAAGUUGUUUGUGUUUCACCGAGAAAUUAUUUUCUGAUGACUCCAUUAUUACCUUCAGUAAGUGUUGGAACAGUCGAAACAAGAACAGUUAUUGAACCAAUACGAACCCUCGUGGGACCAAGAAUUAAAUAUAUUGAAACCGAAUGUAUUAAUGUUAAUCCAAAAGAAAAAAUAAUUACAUGUUCAGCUGAUGGAACAAAGGAAAUCACUGUUGCAGCUUCCGAUCGUGAUAAAUUACCUUUGGAACAAAAUAUUGAAGACAAUAAAGAGGGUGGAUCAUCGUCAAGAAAAAUUCGUGAUAGUGCACGAACACGUCCUAAAUUCGAUAUGAAAUAUGAUUAUUUAGUUGUAGCUAUUGGCUCAGAAAAUAAUACAUUUGGAAUACCCGGUGUUGAAAAACAUGCUCAUUUUCUUAAAGAAGUUUUAGAUGCUCGAAGAAUUCGAUCGGCUAUUUCGGAUGCAUUUGAAUCAGCCAUGGUACCAUCACAAACAGAUGAAGAAAAAAAACGUCUUUUACAUUUUGUUGUUGUGGGUGGAGGACCGACAGGUGUCGAGUUUGCGGCUGAGUUAGCCGAUUACGUUCGUGAAGAUUUAAAACGUUAUUUUCCACGAUUAGUUGAAAAUGAUGUUAAAAUAACAUUGAUCGAAGCGUUAGAUCAUGUUUUAUCAAUGAUGGAUAAAAAGAUUAGUGAUUACACUGAAAAACAUUUUCAUCGUGAAAACAUUGAAGUAUUAAUUAAUACAUUUGUCAAAGGUAUUAAACAAAGAGAAGUUAUUGUUCAAGAAAAAGGUUCGACAGAAUUAAAAUCAAUACCGUGUGCAGUUGUUGUAUGGGCAACAGGAAUCAAAGCAAGACCAUUAACAAAUAAAUUACGUGAAACUAUUGGUACUGAUAAACAAAAUAAUCGUAUGGGUCUAUUAACUGAUAAAUAUUUAAGAGUAAAAGGUGUUGAUGAUGGAACUAUCUAUGCACUUGGAGAUUGUGCUACCAUUGAACAACAAAAAUUAUUAGAUCGAAUACAACUAUUAUUUGAAGAAUCAGAUAUACAUAAACGUGGUGCAUUAACAUUAGAUGAAUUUAGAUCAUUGAUUGAAAACAAAAUUAAUGAAUAUCCACAGCUUGAAAUAUUUCAAAAAGGUAUUGAAAAAUCAUUUUAUGAAGCUGAUAAAACAAAAUCUGGACAGAUUACAUUAGAAGCAUUACGUUCAGUAUUGGAAAAAGCAGAUAAAAAAUUACGUUCUCUCCCAGCCACAGCUCAAGUAGCAACACAAGAAGGACGUUAUGUUGCAGAUUUAUUAAAUUAUAUGGCACAUCCAACCACAACAACAACGUCUGAACGAUUCAAACCGUUUAAUUAUACACAUUUAGGAUCAUUAGCGUAUGUGGGUGGUGAUGCAGCUGUUAUCGAUUUCAGUGGUUCAAAACCUCUUUUAGACAUAUUUUCAUUAAAGCCAUUGUCUGGUAGAGGUUCAUAUUACUUAUGGAAAUCAUUUUAUUUUACCGAACAAUUUACAACAAGAACAAAAGUUUUAUUAGCGUUUGAUUGGCUGAGAUCAAAUAUAUUUGGAAGAGACCUUAGUCGAUAUUAG